This is a messenger RNA of Penicillium taxi, 600 nucleotides long. RefSeq names its product Peptidase S33 tripeptidyl aminopeptidase-like C-terminal. The transcript is spliced from 2 exons. Lineage: Eukaryota; Fungi; Ascomycota; Eurotiomycetes; Eurotiales; Aspergillaceae. The record is from RefSeq and is a predicted model, not a curated record. Bases 1 to 600 code for a protein of 199 amino acids.
AUGGACCAUGACAAUUACGUCCGAUUCAGGUGGGUCAAUCCCAAAAUGGGUCAAAGAAACUGGACCCUAGGGGGAGAACCACGUGCUGUAGUCGCAGAUGAGGACCUUUUCAUAGGGUGGACGAUGCCGACGGGUAGCACAGACCAGGGAACCCACCUCUGUGGAUUUAUAGAUCUACCACUUGAUUAUCUUAACACUUCAGACUCUCGCAUUCCGCGCCUUGCGGUAACCAAGUUCCAGGUCGCUGGUUUGGCUCAUACCAACGAGUCCAAUGUCUCAUUCCAAACCUACAAAAGUGAUCGUACAAUAAUCUUACAGCCAGGCAGUCUGGGAGGGAGCGGAACGUCAUUCCUCUGGGAAACUGCAGAGGAGAGGACGAACCGCUUCAGCAAUGGUCUAUUCGAUGUACUGGGGUGGGAUCCACGAGGCGUUAACCUCUCUCUGCCUUCAACAACAUGUUUUCCUCGGAACAAAAUUCGAUACAGAUGGUCACUCAUUUCACUAUUCUACCGCGAAGAAGCUCCAAAGGGCCAGCUGGAGAUCGUGGAUGCCAUGAACAAUGCCACCUUCUUUGCCUGCCGGCAACGGCACACUAGGUGA